Molecule: messenger RNA, 390 nt
Organism: Colletotrichum lupini
Lineage: Eukaryota; Fungi; Ascomycota; Sordariomycetes; Glomerellales; Glomerellaceae
Exons: 3
Coding region: 1-390 (129 amino acids)
Source: RefSeq, a predicted model, not a curated record
AUGAAAACUCUCUUUUCCUUCCUGUGCACCGCAUGCCGCAAAGUUCAUCUCAAGUUCCGAGGGUGCGGAUAUGAUCCGUAUGGGGAUAAUAUCUGCGUCAAGGAACGAAACAAGCGCCCCGAGGUUAUCGCUGAGCCGACAGUAAGUAUCCGGCUGUUGAGCAAAGCCAGGGUGCCGGCGAUAGCAAAAGGCAACCUCGGCGUUGAAAAGGCACACUUGGCCGGCCCAAACCGGGCCAGGACCCCCGGCCGUGCUCACCCUGUCCCCAUCUUCCCGACACCGGAAUUCCAAAGGCAGCUUCAGGAGGCCGCUUCAGCGCUUGUCUUUGUUCAGAGUGCCGCCGUGAGUGGUUCGCGCGUCAACCGCCUCAGUACCCAUGCGUUUCGGUGA